AUGUCACCGACUGGUGACCACCACAGCACAAGUGCACCCAUGGUCGGCUGCCCACCAAGCAGAGCUGGCUGCUUUAGGAGGGUAUCGAUGGCAUUUGAAAGGCACCGGAGCGCUGCGGCCAGUCUGACCCUGCGCUGCCCCGGCCUUUCAGCACCAGGCCUUUCAGACACUGGUGGACAAUACCGACUGCCCUCCGGCCUCCGAAUGGCCUCUGAGCCGAUUAUGAACCGGACCUGCCACAGAGGGACAGAGCCGCGGCCCUACACCACCCACAGCCAACAAACCCCUCCUUCCCUCUUGCUGGGCCUCUGGAGGAACCACCAGGGGCCAAGGUCAGUGGCCAGGCUGACCUCUGAUCUCCCGCCAUGUUUGGACACGUCCAAACACAAAGCGAAGCCCGAGGCAGCUGAUUAG
Messenger RNA from Xyrichtys novacula (pearly razorfish), 414 nucleotides. The record is from the annotation of a GenBank genome assembly. NCBI's taxonomy places the organism in Eukaryota, Metazoa, Chordata, Actinopteri, Labriformes, Labridae.